Ornithorhynchus anatinus (platypus) is the source of this 4978-nucleotide messenger RNA. RefSeq names its product proline and serine rich 1 (gene PROSER1). NCBI's taxonomy places the organism in Eukaryota, Metazoa, Chordata, Mammalia, Monotremata, Ornithorhynchidae. The coding region runs from base 945 to 3722 and encodes 925 amino acids. The record is from RefSeq and is a predicted model, not a curated record. The transcript is spliced from 13 exons.
CGCCCCUUUCAUUCUACCCUAUUUAUUGAGCGCCGACUCUGUGCACAGCGCUGGGCUGAGCGCUUCGACACUGCAAGAGAGAGCCCGUCCCUGCCCGCAGACAGCGGCCACCCCGCGCUCCCCUCCAUCCCAUUUUUAUUUUAGUUUUAUUUCCCUUAUCUCAUUUUUCCACCCCCCCCCCCAAAAGGAAUAAUCGAGUCUGGCCCCGCUCCCCCUUUCUAUAAUAAAAGCCGGAGGAAGAGAGGAAGAUUUACAGUCCUUUUUUUUUUGGUCCUCCCACCAAGUUUCUAACCCCUUUGACACUGUUUAGGCCCUGGGUGGGGGGGGGGGGUUGUUUUUUUGUUUUUAGGCUUUUUUUCCCUACUUUUUUUUUUUUAGUCCUCUCCCAUCAAGUUUCUAACCCCUUUGACACUGUUUAGGCCCUGGGUGUGCGGUUUUCUUUUCUUUUGGGGCCUUUUUUACCCUUCCUUUUUUUUUUUUUAAGUCCUCCUUUCCCACCAAGUUUCUAACCCCUUUAACACUGUUUAGGCCCCGUGUAUGUGUGUGGUUUUCUUUUUGUUUUGGGGCUUUUUUUCCCCCCCUACUUUCUUUUUUUUUAGUCCUCCUUUCCCACCAAGUUUCUAACCCCUUUAGCACUGUUUAGGCCCCGUGUGUGUGUGUGUUUUCCUUUUGUUUUUGAGCUUUAUUUCCCCACUUUUUUUCCCCCUGCUUUUUUUUUUUUUUUUAGUCCUCCUCUCCCACCAAGUUUCUAACCCCAUCGACACUUUUUAGGCCCCGAGUGUGUGGGGUUUUCUUUUGUUUUUUGUUUUGGGGCCUUUUGUUUUUUUACCUUUUUUUUUUUUAAAAAAAAUAACCCCUUUCCAAACGGUGAAGACUGGAUACAAAUCGUUUUGUGGCGCAGAGUUCCGCAUCAUUGUCCAAGUCGAGCCAAGACUGCCGGCGAGAUGGAUAAAAAGUCCUUCGAAACGGUGCUGGAUGAAAUCAGAAAGGCAGUUUUGACUGAGUACAAGUUAAAAGCGAUUGAAUAUGUCCACGGAUACUUUUCCAGUGAACAGGUGGUCGAGUUACUGAGAUACUUUUCUUGGGCUGAGCCCCAGUUGAAGGCGAUGAAAGCAUUACAGCAUAAAAUGGUUGCUGUUCCCGCGGCAAAAGUGGUCAACAUCCUCAACUGCUUCACCUUUAGUAAAGAUAAACUUAUUGCUCUGGAACUGUUGGCUUCCAACAUUGUCGAUGCUCAGAACUACCGUCUUAUUGAAGAUCUGUUCAGGAUAAAUAUGUCAGAGAAGAAGCGGUGCCGAAGAAUUCUUGAGCAGGCUUCAAAAGGGGGCUGUAAAGCCCCUCAUGCUAUGAUCUCUUCUUGCGGAGUGAUUCCCGGAAACCCGUAUCCCAAAGGAAAGCCAAGUCGGAUUAACGGAAUUUUCCCGGGGACGCCUAUCAGGAAGGAUGGUGAAGAAUGUACUAAUGAAGGCAAAGGAAUCGCUGCACGGAUACUUGGACCAUCCAAACCUGCCCCAUCGACAUAUAACCCGCAUAAACCCGUUCCCUAUCCCAUACCCCCGUGCCGGCCCCAUGCAACGAUCGCACCAAGUGCUUACAAUAAUCUGGUGCCAAUGGGAAAUGUCAUGGUGCCGGGGGUGCCCCCUCCACCUCCGUAUACUCCUAACCCGGUGGGAACAGAAAACGAAGACCUUUCCAGUCAAUCAAAACCAGCCCAGAAUCAAACAUUUUCCGCUCAAGCCAAUCAGCUCUUUUCUCCUCACGGUUCAACUCCUCCCACCCCGGCCCCCACCCCUGCCCCCACCCCUUCCCCGGUGAAGGCAGGGAAUCACCCGUCGGCCCCGGGAACGCCGCUCGUUCCCGGCGUGGGCCUGUCCACCCCGGUCCUCCCGGUGUUCCCCGGGCAGGUCUCCUCGGCGAUCCCGACGGCUCAGCCGUCCGCCGCCGCGCCGACCGUCAUCAAGACCCUCUCCCUCCCCACCGCCACGGUGACUUCGGUCCACAGCGUGACGCCCAACCCGAUCCCCACGAGCUUCUCGGGGCUGGCCUCGCUGCCGGCCGCGGCCCCCCAGGGCCCCUCGGCCCCGUCUGCCACUCCGGCGCCCGGCGAGACCUUCGCCUCCGCCCCCGCCCCGUUCGGCGGCCUCCCCUUCUCCGCCCCCUCGGCGGUCGGCUCCGCGGGCGGUCACAACCCCGCCUCGCUGUCUUCCGUGUUCGGGGGCCUCCCCCUGUCCUUCCCGCCGGCCGCCCAGGGAGGAGCCAGCCCCGCUCCCCCCGGCGUCCCCGGCUCCUCCGCCCCCGGCCUGCCGGGCCCCGUGGGCCUGAGUAAUCCGCUCCUCUCCGUCCUGAAAGGCUUCCUGACCUCCAGCGAGCCCGCUCUGAUCAAUUCCGCCUCUCUGCCAUCGGCGGUGCCCGGCGGCCUGGCCUCUCUGUCGUCCCUGGCGGCGACGCAGAGCCCCGAUCCCCCGGCCUCGGCCCUGGGCAAGUGCUACGUCCCGCCGGCCGCGCCGCCCCCCCAGCGCUCGUCCACCCCCGCGGGGCUGGCCGUCUUCCCCGGGCUGCCGUCUCCGGCGCUGGCCAACCCCAGCUCCACCCCCCCGGCCCUGCCGGCGCCCGCGCCCCCGACCUGCGGCUCCUCGCUCCCGCCGGCGCCCGGCCCGGAGCCGCAGGGCCCGCCCGCCCCCGCCGCCUCGGGGAUGACCGUGAUGGUCAAGACGGAGCCCACCAGCCCGACCCCGUCGGCCUUCAAGGGCCCGUCCCACUCGGCCAACCCCGCCCACGGCCCCCCGGGCCUGUCGGCGGCCCUGGGCCGAGCUUUUAACCCGGCGGCCUCGGCGCCGGUCAGCUUGUCCCCCUGCCUUAACCCGGCCCUGUCGGGCCUGUCCUCUCUGAGCAGCCCCCUCAACAGCUCCUCUCCCCUGUCUUCCAUCAGCCUGGCGCCUCACGCCGCCUCCACCCCGCUGGCCCCCGUGUUCACCGCCCUUCCCCCUUUCACGUCUCUCACCAGCAACUUCCCUCUCCCCGGCAACGCGGCGGCCCUGGCGCCCCCGGCGACCCUGCCCGGCUCGCUGAUGGCCACGCCGUCCAGCGCGGCCCCCUCGGCGCCCGUCGCCCACGCCAACGGCUCCUCGGGGCCGGCGGUCCUCCCGGGCCUGACCGCCGCCGCCGCCACCCCGGCCUCGGCCGCCCCGUUCCCCCUCAACCUGUCCUCGGCCGUGCCCUCGCUCUUCUCCGUCGCCCAGGGGCCCCUGCCCUCCUCGAACCCUUCGUUCCCCGGCUUCCCCGUCUCCAACGCGCCCGGCGGGGCCCCGGCCCUGCCCUCGUUCCCGGGGCUCCAGGCGGCGGCCUCCGGAGCGGCGGCCGCCACGGCCCCGUCCCCGGCGCCCGUCCUGCCCGGCUUCGCCUCGGCCUUCAGCUCCAACUUCAACUCGGCCCUCGUCGCCCAAGCUGGUUUGUCUUCUGGACUUCAAGCUGCUGGAAAUUCGGUCUUUCCUGGACUUUUGUCCCUGCCCGGUAUCCCCGGAUUUUCCCAGAAUCCCUCCCAGUCUUCCUUGCAAGAACUGCAACACAACGCAGCCGCACAGUCAGCCCUCUUACAGCAGGUUCAUUCGGCUUCGGCCCUGGAGAGUUACCCCGCGCAGCCCGACGGGUUCCCCAGCUACCCGUCCACCCCGGGAACGCCGUUCUCCUUGCAGACGGGCCUGUCCCAGAGCGGGUGGCAGUGAAGAGAGCCAGCGGGCUCUUGACCUCCCUCCUUCGGAACAAGCCCAGAUCGCGUGAGGACGGCGCCGGGCGGCUCGAGACACGGGAAGCUGGAGAGAAGUGAGAGGAAAUGAGUAAGGUUAACCUCGCUUGCUCACCUCGGCGGUGUUUUUCUUUGAGGCAGUUAAGGACGGACGCUUCCUUGUGUAUAUAGAACGACGGACGGCAUAGCAGAGGGUGUUUGGAGUCUCCUCGCAGUGUCGAACGAGACUCUGGCGUGUGGGUGGGUGUGUGUGUGUGUGCGUGUUUUGGUGGGGGAGUCUCAGGAAGGAGCACCGUGGACCUCUGGCGGCCUUCGGUCUGCCCGGCCGACUCCCGAGCCGGUGCCGACGGGUGGUUGGGGUUCAAGGUUGCACGAGGCCCUAAGGAUUCUCUGCCCUCGGGAUGUAUGGAUGGCUCCUACGGGCUCAGUAGGGGCUCGGGGUGUUUACACUGUGUACCCUGGAAUGGUUUUUAAAUUCUGAUACGAAAUGUCACGCGUGUACUGCUGAAUCGAACCGAAAAAACCUAUUUGUGUCAAGCGAGGAGGAGCAGACGGUGGUGCUUUGCGAAGUCGGAGUGGAAUGAAUAGUUCAGGUUUCUGGAGGAAAGGUACCCUUCUGGGCAUUUUUGCUUCCCGAAGUCCUCACGAGCCUUUUGUAGAAUCUGCCUUGAGGAUGUGUUCCUUUCCCUACAGCAGGGAAGGCCCUCUCUGCCAGGGAAUCGGGUGACCGGGGGUGGCGUCGUCCCCUAGAGCACUGUGAGCUGUAAAUCACUGGCGGACGUCGGUGGUCCACGGGUUUUAUUUAAUCGGGUUCUUGCAGAGACCUCUGUACUUAGAGCGCGCUAGAGGGAUGGCUUGACCCGAGGGAGAGACACGAUUUACUCUGGGAGCCAAGUACUUGUGGGCGCUCUGUUUCUGAAUACCCAGGGUAGGUGGAACACACGACAGGAUAUCUUCUAUUUAAAGAAACAUCUCUUUACCGAGUUCGGAGGGGAAGAAGAAACAGUAAAGAGAGUGCCACCCGCUCCUAUGAUUAAAAGUAUGAAUUGUAGAAAGUCUACUGUAGAACAGCUCUCUACCUAGAGGUUUUACUUUUUUACAAGAGGGUCACUUCUGGAAGAUGUUGCUAGUGUAUUUUCCUUCCACCAGGGAGCAGACUUUUUAAGCAUAUUAAUGAAAAUAUUCCUGUAUGGUUAGUUUUUAAACAGUUUUUUAAAAUAAAGUUUACAGACAUUG